AUAAAAAUGGGAGCCGUGACAUAUCAGCGCAUCGUCAGAGUUGUAAUAGCUCCGACCGAGCGAAUCAUCGUUGAGUUUAUUCCCGGAAUUAACACACGGUUUCAUCCCGCUUCGUCGAACCAGACACACGGCAACCAUGGAUGCUCAACAUGAGGCCUACGCGUCGACCCUCGACGUUCACCACUUCAAGCCCGACAAUGUCCCAUGGCGCAGGCUCGGCGAGUACUUUUGGCGGCCCAUCGAGGAUGGCUCCAACACACAGUACCGACUGGCCGUCAUUGAGAGUCUCAUUCCGCCCCACAAGGCCGGGCCCAUCUUUCACUUCCAUGAGAUGCACGACGAGGGAUUCUACGUGACAAAGGGCAAGGUCCGCUUCCACGUGCCCGGCCGUCCCGAUGUAGACGUGGCGGCCGGCGAGAUGGUGACGGUGCCCGUGCGCCUGCCGCACAAGUUCAGCAACCCGUUUGACGAGGAAGCCGUGUUCAUCAACACGGCGACGCCCGGCUUCUUCGUGCGCUACUUCGAGCAUCUGGAGAAUCUCAUUGGCGAAGGCAAGGUGCUGACUCCCGAGGUCAACGCCGACGCGCUCAAGCGCUUCGCUACGAUUCCGCUCCCAGCCGCCGACGUCGAACGUCUUCAGGAGAGGGGCAUGAAUGGCGAGAGGCUGAUGAAGGGGUUCCAGAACGGGGGGAAGGAGGCUGGUGAACAGGCGCAUCGGGCGGUGAUGUAG
Chaetomium strumarium is the source of this 730-nucleotide messenger RNA. RefSeq names its product RmlC-like cupin domain-containing protein. The coding region runs from base 137 to 730 and encodes 197 amino acids. The transcript has 3 exons. The record is from RefSeq and is a predicted model, not a curated record. Lineage: Eukaryota; Fungi; Ascomycota; Sordariomycetes; Sordariales; Chaetomiaceae.